AUUUACUUGCAAUUUAUACUUAAUUUCUGAGAAAAAAAUAAGGAGAAACGAGUGGUUGUUUUGGACCCCGUCCACAACACGCCUCCAGUUUUUGCUUCUCCCCCUUGAGAAACUUCAAGAGAGACACUAUCAAUGCUUGUGCUCAGAAGUUGUGGAGAAACCUCCAGGGAUUCACACAAGCAAGCCUCUGUGCUCUGCUUACAACAGACCUUCACCCAAAACCACUCACAGAAGCAGUUGAAAGACUACAUUUGUUCCCUCUGUGGCCCAGGAUGCGCUUGCUGUGUGCGUUGGGUCUCUUUUUGGCCCUGCUGAAUCUGUCCACAUCUCUGCUGCUGGGAGCCUUCAACAUCAGGACAUUUGGAGACAAGAAAGCCUCCAACACCACUCUGAUGAACAUCAUCAGCACGAUUGUCCAUCGCUAUGACAUCAUUCUGAUCCAGGAGGUCAGAGACAACGAUCUGACAGCAACCAAAAAACUCAUGGAGCAUGUCAACAAAGGUUCUCCUGAGUUCAGGUACAGUCACAUCAUCAGUGAGCCUCUGGGUCGCAGCUCCUAUAAGGAGAGAUACCUCUUCCUCUACAGGGAGCAGACGGUGUCCGUGACUAAAAACUACACGUAUGAUGACGGCUGUGAGCCCUGUGGGACAGACAUCCUGAACAGAGAACCCUUCGUCGUCAUGUUCACCUCCAAACAAACAGCUGGGAGCAACUUUGUUCUGAUCCCCCAGCACACCUCUCCAGAGUCCGCUGUGAAGGAAGUGGAUGCUCUCUAUGAUGUGGUGACUGAUGUCCGCGCCCGCUGGAACACCAAUGACAUUGUGCUACUGGGCGACUUCAACUCAGGCUGCAGCUAUGUGUCAGGCUCCGACUGGCAGCACAUCCGCCUCUUCACUGACAAGGGUUUCCAUUGGCUGAUCACCGACCAGGACGACACUACCGUGACACACACCAACUGCCCUAAUGACAGGAUUGUGGUCACUGAUGACAUGAUGAGAGUGGUGCCCGGCAGUGCGGAGGUCUACGACUACAUGAUGGAUAUGAAUCUCAGCCAGAGUCUGGCAUUGGCUGUCAGCGACCAUUUCCCUGUGGAGGUGAAGCUGAUUGGACAGGCUUCUGCAUAAGUCAUGACUCCAAUCUGAAUUAUGACUAAACAGUGGAACUCCCAGCAACCAUGUAACAUUGAAUUAACAGGACCAAAAUAAACAAACU
This is a messenger RNA of Etheostoma spectabile (orangethroat darter), 1212 nucleotides long. RefSeq names its product deoxyribonuclease I (gene dnase1). The record is from RefSeq and is a predicted model, not a curated record. Gene Ontology annotation, molecular function: DNA binding; deoxyribonuclease I activity. Gene Ontology annotation, cellular component: nucleus. Gene Ontology annotation, biological process: DNA catabolic process. NCBI's taxonomy places the organism in Eukaryota, Metazoa, Chordata, Actinopteri, Perciformes, Percidae.